This is a messenger RNA of Cladophialophora yegresii CBS 114405, 1983 nucleotides long. RefSeq lists its product as uncharacterized. The coding region runs from base 1 to 1983 and encodes 660 amino acids. Gene Ontology annotation, biological process: xenobiotic detoxification by transmembrane export across the plasma membrane. The record is from RefSeq and is a predicted model, not a curated record. Gene Ontology annotation, cellular component: membrane. Lineage: Eukaryota; Fungi; Ascomycota; Eurotiomycetes; Chaetothyriales; Herpotrichiellaceae. The transcript has a single exon. Gene Ontology annotation, molecular function: antiporter activity; xenobiotic transmembrane transporter activity.
AUGGCCACGCCGCCAAAGAACCUCAGUACGCUCGAACGUGUCACGAGCGUUACGAGUCGGGCGUUUUCUCGUUCUCUCCCGGAUUUCUCGCCCAUCGCACAGGCGUCUCUAGCUCGGGACAUCGAAGAAGAUCCAGAAGAUGCCGUGGAGUCAGAAUCCGAGCCCGACUCCGAGACCUCAACCUUGCGGCCUUCUACGUCGGCGCCUGGAAGAGGACAGUCUUUUGCUGGAUUAUAUCGUCGACCGAGCUUUGUCGGUGCAGGAAACAGAGCCACUGUACUCCCACACCUUCUAUCAACAGAGCAUGAGCGGCUCUCGAAGCAAGAGAGGAGGCAGGCACUGGAGGAGGAAAGGAGUCUGUUGCGAGACAAUAAUAUCAUCCCUCCGAAACAUCCACAAGCUGCCAGCGACGAUGGUAGCCGAAGAAAAAGCAUAUUCCAUAUUCCAGGCGGGGAUCGGAAAGUAACUCGCGAUGAAGAAGCCACGCCGGCACUCGACGGGGCCUUUGGAGCUGUGUCCGAAGCAACGCCUCUACUGGGCGACCCAAACCUACCUUAUGGUGGUCAAGACGACCCCGAGACUAUCAAUCAGAAAUGGGAGGAGGCGGUGGCUGCUGGCAUGAUCCACACCACAUGGCAGCGAGAGGCCAAGGUCAUUGCCCGCUAUGCCGCGCCCUUAAUGGUCACCUUUAUCCUACAGUACUCGCUCACCGUUGCAAGCAUAUUCACAGUCGGACACAUCGGAACGGUAGAGCUAGGGGCAGUCAGCUUAGCCUCUAUGUCUGCGAACAUCACUGGCUACGCCCUUUACCAGGGUCUAGCAACCUCACUCGACACCCUUUGCGCGCAAGCCUAUGGAUCCGGCCGCAGGAAACUGGUGGGUUUGCAAAUGCAGCGCAUGAUAUACUUCUUGUGGGCCAUCACUCUCCCCAUCGCAAUUAUCUGGAUCUUCGCAGAGAAUAUCCUGAUCGCGCUCGUCCCAGAGCCAGAAGUCGCUAAACUGGCCGGCCUCUACCUGAGGGUUGUCUUAGCUGGGGCGCCCGGCUAUGCAGCGUUCGAGGCCGGGAAACGCUACGUCCAAGCCCAAGGCCUCUUCUCUGCCUCGCUCUAUGUUCUGCUCUUCUGCGCCCCUUUCAACGCGUUCAUGAACUGGCUCUUUGUGUGGAGAUUCCAGUGGGGCUUUGUCGGGGCACCCAUCGCCGUCGCCAUCACCGACAAUCUCCUCCCAGUCGGUCUGUUCAUCUACGUCCGCUUCUUCUCCAAAUCUGGCAUGUCGUGCUGGAACGGCUUCACCAAAAAGGCGCUCCAGAACUGGGGACCCAUGGUGAAACUCGCAUUGCCCGGAGUCGUGAUGAUCGAGGCCGAAGUCCUGGCCUUUGAGGUCCUGACGUUCGCGGCAUCCUACUUCGGCACGACGACCCUCGCCGCACAAUCCGUCCUCGCCACCCUCACGUCGUUGACAUUCCAGAUCCCCUUCCCACUGAGCAUAGCCGGCUCCACGCGCGUGGCUAACUUGAUAGGCGCCACCCUCGCCGACGCCGCCAAAGUCAGCACCAAAGUCACCUUCUCCGCCGCGGUCAUUGUCGGCAUCCUCAACGUGACCCUCCUCUCCGCGCUGAAGGACUACAUCCCCCACCUCUUCACUUCCGACGCCGAAGUUAUUAGAAUUGUGUCCGACAUCCUUCCUCUCUGCGCGGCGUUCCAGCUCUUCGACGCCCUCGCUGCAGCGUGUAAUGGCAUUCUCCGUGGUCUGGGGAGGCAAGAGUUCGGCGGCUACGUCCAGCUGUUCUGUUACUACCUGUUUGCCAUGCCGAUUAGUUUUGGCACGGCCUUUGGCGCGGGUUGGGGUCUCUGGGGAUUGUGGACCGGAGUCGCGCUCGCGCUCGGGUUGGUCGCCGCCGUGGAGUUUGUGUAUCUCGCCAGGACGGAUUGGCAACGUAGCGUCGAAGAGGCCACGGCUCGGAACAUGGAGGGUGGGUUAUAA